UCAUCUGCCUCUUCACUUUGAGAAACAAUGGCAGUAAGCUUUCUAAAUUAUUUGAUAUUAGUUAUCAUAUGCCUCUUUUCACUCUUAUGUUACUCUUGCUUCUUCUUCAAGAAACCAAAGGAUGGUUUUGAGUUGCCUCCAAGCCCUCCUUCUCUGCCAAUCAUUGGGCAUCUUCACCUUCUCCUCUCUGGUUCUACUCACAAGGCCUUACAGAAACUGUCCUCCAGGUAUGGGCCUCUCUUCCAUCUUAACAUCUUCAGUGUCCCGGUGAUCUUUGUCUCCUCGGCCUCAGUGGCUUACGAGAUCUUCAGGGAGCACGAUGUGAACUUCUCGUUCCGUGGAACCCCUCCUAUCGAUGAGUCCCUCUUGGUCGGAUCCUUUGGAUUUUUCACCGCUCCUUAUGGUGAUUACUGGAAGUUCAUGAAGAAGAUAAUGGUUACGAAGCUACUUGGACCGCAAGCACUCGAACGGUCACGUGGUAUCCGGGACUACGAGGGAGAAAGACUUUACGCUAGCCUGCUUGAUAAUGCAGUGAAGAAUGAGAGCGUUGAGAUUGGUAAGGAAGCAAUGAAGUUCACAAACAACAUCAUCUGCAAGAUGAUCAUGGGAAGGAGUUGUAAUGAGGAGAAUGGUGAGGCGGAGAGAGUCAGAGACUUGGUGGCAGAGUCCACUGCCUUGACCAUGAAGAUCUUUGUGGCAAACAUGUUCCAAAGGCCUCUCAAGAAGCUCAGAAUAUCACUGUUUAGAGAGGAGAUAAUGAGGGUUUCUCGUAGAUUCGAUGAGGUGCUAGAGAGGAUUCUUGAGGAGCACGAAAAGAAAAAAGAUGAUGAUCAAGAUAUGGACUUGGUGGACGUGUUGCUGGAAACUUGUAGAGACGAAACAACCGCAGAGUAUAGGAUCACUAGGAACCACAUAAAGUCCUUGUUUGUGGAUCUUGUCAUUUCAGGCAGUGACACUUCGAGACAUGCAACACAAUGGACAAUGGCAGAGAUCAUUAGCAAUCCUAAAGUUCUUGAAAGAUUGAGAGAAGAGAUUGGUUCCGUUGUUGGGGAAACAAGGUUGGUUCAAGAAACGGAUCUGGAAAACCUACCUUACUUGCAGGCGACUGUUAAGGAAGGACUGAGACUGCACCCUCCAGGAGCUCUCUUUGCAAGGAGUUCCCGCGAAGGGUGUAAGAUUAGAGGAUUUUAUGUACCAGAGAACACACCACUUGUUGUCAAUGCUUAUGCUGUUAUGAGAGAUCCUGAUUCUUGGGAAAAUCCUAAUGAGUUUAAGCCAGAGAGGUUUAUAGGUUUCCCAUGUUCAAGACAACAAGAUGAAAGAGAUCAUGCACUUAAGUACAUUCCUUUUGGUAGUGGAAGGAGAGGCUGUCCUGGAUCAAAUCUAGCUUAUAUCAUUGUUGGAACUGCAAUAGGAGUGAUGGUGCAGUGUUUUGACUGGAAGAUUAAAGCAGAUGAAGUUGACAUGGACGAAGCUCCUAGAGCACUGGUUUUGACCAUGGCUCGACCACUUAAGUGUAUUCCUGUUGCUCGCACCUGCAGAUUCCAAGUUCCUGACUUGGAGAUGUCACUGAACUCUCAGGCAUAGUUCUUAAGGUUAUUAGGAAAGCUUGUGUUGCACUCAGUUGCUCGGUUAGUUGAUUUAUUUUGGGGAUUACUGGUUUGUCUUAGUAUAGAAAUGAAAAUCAGUUGUACAGUUUAGCAUUUAUAUUUGAAAUACAAAAUGGAAAUUGUCUUCACUUUUGCCCUCUUUUAUCCAACUUUCUGAGGGUUUCCUUUACUUAUAGAUUGCUUGCUUAGUCUGUGUAGUAAAUUGGUUUUGAAUGAGGAAGAUAAAGAACGUCUUGCAUCAUUGCAAGAAAGCAAAAUUAGGGAGUAUUUCGUUAAUAAUAUGUAUUAUAAAUAUUUGAAAAAAUGAUUGCUAACUACAUAACUAAACUAAUAUAUACCUAACUACACGAAGUAUAUGUUAUGCAUGAUAACAUCCCUCAAUAUAUUCUAUCUAUCUAUAAUAAUAAAACAGGCUUUUCUCUCACCUUAGCCUUCCACAUCCAUUUUUAGGGGUGGGCAUUUGUUGACACGUGUCGCCAUUCAAUUGGUUGCGUUUUUUUUUCCUGUUUUUUUCUUAUUCGAUUUGGGCUCCGUCGAAUGUGAUGGCUAUUUAGUUUUUAUUUCACAGGCCAUUUUGAAACCCACUCAUAUGAACUUACGGAGCCUAGGGUUUUCCCUUAUCGUCUUCGUCUUCUACCUUCUUAUCUGAUGCGCCAGUUUCCAUUCGGCAGCGUUAUUCAGUAUUGUGGAGUAGACCUGAGAAAGUAGGCAAUUGUAGAAAAUUGAUUCUUUUGGUUUAACACAGUCAGAAAUCAAAGCUACAUGAAGGGAUGAGUGAAAGAAAAGACAGUGCCUCUCAAUGAUAUACGAAGGGAUAUCAGCUUCUGCAUCGAAUGGAGCCUUUUAUUAAUCAGAUGUUGGCUGAAGAACACUGGUGUAGUGAAUGUGCAAACUAUACGAUGGCGUCACUUAAUGAAAGGAUGUAGGAAUACUAAAGGCAAGUUGACCGAGAAAUAUGAACUCAACUGUUCCCUAGCAGGGGAUGGCAUGAGAAUACCUUUUGUACUGAAGCACACUCAUAUCUUUAUACUGAUUUUGUCUUACUCAUAUUUUAUACUAUUUUGUCUUAUAAAAUACAUUAUCUUAAAGAAAAAUAAAUGAAACAUUGUCGUUUGUGGUUUGGACCACUGAAACAAUUUAUCAUGUAUCAUUAUUUAAGAUAUGUUUAUGGCU
Molecule: messenger RNA, 2783 nt
Organism: Brassica napus (rape)
Lineage: Eukaryota; Viridiplantae; Streptophyta; Magnoliopsida; Brassicales; Brassicaceae
Product: cytochrome P450 705A20-like
Exons: 6
Coding region: 28-1587 (519 amino acids)
Cellular component (GO): membrane
Molecular function (GO): heme binding; iron ion binding; oxidoreductase activity, acting on paired donors, with incorporation or reduction of molecular oxygen, NAD(P)H as one donor, and incorporation of one atom of oxygen
Source: RefSeq, a predicted model, not a curated record